Messenger RNA from Acaulospora colombiana, 1398 nucleotides. The record is from the annotation of a GenBank genome assembly. NCBI's taxonomy places the organism in Eukaryota, Fungi, Glomeromycota, Glomeromycetes, Diversisporales, Acaulosporaceae.
AUGUCAGCGAAUGAACACAUUCGUAACACUUUAACGAACAUAAUGCCUUCGCAAUCAAACGAAAUGCUAUCCUAUGAAGUUUUUAGCGAUAAAUCGCACAUACCGAACUGCUUGGAAGGAGAUAAUAUAUUUCAAGAAGAACCGGGCAAAUAUGAUCUUGACACUGUAUCUGUCUUUGUUGCAAAAUUAUACCAAUUGCUUGAUGGUGACGAGUAUAAGGAAUACCUCACGUGGAAUGAAACGGGUGAUGUGUUUGUGAUUUGCAAUAUGGACGAAUUCGCGCAGAAUAAUCAGGGAGAAACCUCUCCAUCCUCUGUCUAUGUCAAUAGCAAGAAUGGAAAUAUAACAAAAGAUUCACCCCCGCACAACUUACUAACCUCCUUCCCUGAAUCCAAAGAUUUCGUGACGCAUGCGGACAAGUCUGAUGGUGACAAUGCAAUGCGUAAACGAAUCGCCGAAUUAACUGUUACCACAGAGAAUCUGAGAAAAGAUUUAAAGAGCAUUAGCGACAUCGUUAAUGAACGUUUGCUUCCCGAGGUUCGAAGUUUGACCGAUGACUUGCAAAAACACUAUACUCACCUGAUGGAACUGACCCAAUUGGUGGCCUAUCAUUCUUCGCCGGAAGACAUUCAAUUGCUUCAGGAGGUCAGUCGUGGGCACUCGAGGCAUUUUCCGUCGCACGACUUUCCAUCGGCAAAGCGUGCGCGCCUUGAUGAUAAGCAAACCGACUCGGUAAAAACCGAACGGCCAAAUUUAUCUUCACCACCGGUUGCCAAUGUACCCACCGUUCCGUCCUCCUCAGUUGCCAAUGUACCAACUGUUCCAUCAUCAUCUGUGUCUACCCCUUAUUGUGAUGUCUUUGCACCUCACUCGGGCAAUAACUUGGUGAACAGACCUUCCCCCUCAGCCGCCGAUCCCUCGACCCAAGGAGCACCUUCAGCGUCCCAACCUCUAACGAUACCAACCGAUCCUCACCCUGCAUUUAAUAUGUCGGCAUCUUCAAUAAUAGGGGAAUUUCAACAUCCCUCGCAUAAUGCACACUCCACUAAUAUUACGAGUUUUAAUGAGUCGUGGGGCACAUGUCCCUUGAUACAGGAUGCCGUUAACACAAUUUCCGGUUCUUUUCUGUUCCCGACAGCGACUUCAGAGCAUUCUCCGUUACUGUAUUCUCCAUCCUCGAAUCAACAAAAUUCCCCGGUACGCUCCUCACAACAACACUCCCCGACUUCACCUGCGGCUCCCCAUCCACUGAGUCCAGCUGAAUACGGUGAUAAUACCGCCACCGCCUCAAGUUCAAAUGAUGAUCACCCAAACAACGGUUCCAAUAGUCCUCACAAUGGUGAUGUCAUUGUUGCGGUGUCUCCUACGUCAACCACUUCUUCUCCGAUGUCCCAAUAA